AAGGGAGCGCGCGCGGGGCAAGAUGGCGGCCGCGCCCCCGCCGUGAGGGGACGGCGCGCUCCUGCUUCGCGCAGCCGCCUCAGGCCGCCCUGGCUCCCUCCUGUACCCUCCUGCGCAGCCAACUGACACGGCCUCCGGCUAUACCGCCCUUCCUGAGGCUCGGGGGAUCGCUGUCGUGUGGCCUUGUUGUUGCAAAAUGCGGAGUAUGUAGAAAUUUUAUUGAGAAACUAUGUGCUUUGAUGUUUGGCGUUUUUCUGCUUUCAAGCCUAAUCAACAAGAAGGGAGAUGUAUAACCCGUGGAACAGCAGCCAACAAGCUCUGAGUGAUGUCCCUGUGUUAGAAAAACAAGUUGUUGAUAGAACUGCCUUUGUUAAGAUUUAGGGCUGGACACGCUUUGAUGAUCUCAGAUCUAGGGGGAGAUUAACAAAAAAAAAGUAUGCCCACUGAUAAAGGAUGCAAAGAAUGCAGAAUUUAUGGGCCAUCUGGCAAGGACUCCCAAGAUAAGGAAGAAACUAAUAAAUCCAACUCAGCAACUGUGCUGGAAUGAUCUCCAACUGGGUAACAUGUAAUUUUACAUUUUACAUCUGCAGGGGCAGGUCAUGACCACCAACCCACAGACCACUGACCCAAAAGGAGAGAAAGACUGAGAACGGGACUAAUUAGCAUGAGAAACAACAGAAUAAUUAACCAAGAGAGGCUAGAAUACUAAUUCAGAACUAUGUAACUUGUAGCCAAGGAACACGAAUUCCUUUGUUUGCUAACUUGUAAAUAGUAAUAAAUUUUGAUAGUUGGUGUGCUCGAUUUGUGGGAUCCCACAGGGCUCCCAACUGUGCAACUCUGAAAUAAAUGACCAGUGUCUCUCUGGAGUGUGUAACUAUUGUUGCACACGGAGUAAUUAAUCCAAUUUUUGUGGAGAACACCAUUACCCAUGUGGAGCCCCGGGAGUUUUCUUCGCACUGUUUGCACAGGACCAACCCUUUCCAUUAAAGCCAUUUGUGUGAUGAAAACAAUGUAGUUGGUGGGUGGAGAGAUUAUUUCUUACCACAGUCAUGUGUGACUCACAUAAAGGUGGAUAAGAGGCAGAUCUGUGACCCAACAGUCACAGGGUUCGAUGAAGAGUUCAAUGAACGGUGUCUGCAUUUUCAUGUGAGGGAUUUUCAGCAGACUCCUGCAGGGACAGAAAGACUUGGAGCUGAUGCAGCCCUGGUGUCUGCCACCAGUGUAUUUUCAUAUUUAUUUUUAAUAUUCAUGAAUGAAAACUGGUGGGAGGACAUUGCUGUUCAUAUCUUGGCAAUCUCACACUAAGAAUUGCCUGAUUUUUGCAGGUUUUGAAUGACAGAUGAUUCAAGUUUGAAUGGCAGAUGAAGUUCAGUCACACAGGAGAUGUGCAGCCAUGUACACUUCAAAAAAAAAGGAAUUUCUGUGGUUGUAUGUUCAGUGGUCUGUGUGCAGGACUCGGCAGAGAAGGGAUUGGGUCUCUGACCAUGUUCUUUGAAUUUAAUAUUUACAGUUAACAUUUUUCUGUAUGCAUGCAGCAGGUUGAGUUGUUACCUUGUGCGAUAUAAACACAGAUCUGCUUAGACAAAUCAUUAGAAGAACACAAAAAACAAAUGAAGAAAGCACAUUAGAGACUGGAGUUGUGGUGGGAGUGCUUGGCACAAAGAAAAAAGGAAAAAAAAAAUUCGUUUGUGGACAUUCUGAAAACAGUGGAUUUACCAAAGAGUGGACUUUGGUGGUGGAUAGAAAUCCAUGCUGCCAGGAUUACCCUUUCAGAGCUUGUCAGAUUGGGAAUCAAAGCUUUGAACAAGAUCCAAAUUAGAUUAUUAAUAUUCCAAUAGAGUCCUUCACAGAAAGAUUCACUUGUUUUUGUGGAAUAGUGGAUCCAGAGCUAUCAUCCCAACCUGCUACACCAUCUAGGAAUGCUAAUUCCUUCGGGCCCUGGGACACGGAUCUCAGUCUUGUCAAAAUCCUUCAGGUUUGACUGCGUAUUUCACCUCAAUCUGGGAUGCCCUGUGGCAGAAGGAUACUGCCAGAAGGAUGGGAAAGAUUGGCACCGUUGCUGGAAACAUGAAAUCAACUGCAGUUGUGAAGAAAGCCAGGUACAGCAUUUGAUCAUUGAAGACCUGCAGCAUUCUGUGAAUUGCCUGCUGGAAAACCACAUCAUGUGUUUGGUUUCAAGGUGUAUUUGCAGCAGUUACCCAGCAACUUCCAGAGAGAAGGGUGUUUUAGAUCCGUGCGUCUGAUGAAGAAUGACACCAUGAACUUCCAGAAAUUCCCCUACACCAGCGAAGAUGAAGCCUGGAAAACCUACCUGGAGAACCCCCUGACUGCAGCCACCAAGGCCAUGAUGAGGGUGAACGGGGACGACGACAGCGUGGCUGCCCUCAGCCUCCUCUACGACUACUACAUGGUCCCGAAGGAGAAGAGGAUUCUCCCAGCUGGGAUGAUGGCACGCAAUGAACUGGGAAAGAGCAGGCACUGCCACGGGAUGGAUUAUGAGCCCGAGAUCCCCUCCUUCGAUGGCUCAGCCCAUCUCAUGAAGCUCCUGUCAGAAAACGUCUCCAUGGCCCAGGAGUUCUGUGAGCCUCCCAAGAAGAACGGCCUCAGUCUCGAAGGUGUCCCUGCUCCUCACAAGCCAGCCCUGCUCCCUCCAGGCACCAGCAAGCUGGAAGCCACCCCAGACAACUUCCUGGUGCCCCCGGGGGACGUGUACGACAGCAGCUCCUUGAACUCCCUGUUUGAGAGCCUGCCCAUGGCCCCGGCGCAGCAGCGCUGGCAGCCGGACAGCACCUUCAAGGAGGACCCGCAGGAGACGCUGCUCUUCAGUGACAUCCUCAAACCCCAGCCAGAGCCACCCUGCCCCGAGAGCUACCCCACGGAGGGAGUGAAGAGUGACUUUGAAUACACUCUGGGGUCACCCAAAGCCAUUCACAUCAAAUCUGGGGACUCUCCCAUGGCCUACCUCAACAAAGGACAGUUCUACCCCAUCACGCUGAGGACAGCUGGAGACAGCAAAUGUUUGCACUUGUCCUCAAACAAAGUGAAGAGCGUGGUGAUGAUUGUGUUUGACAACGAGAAGAUCCCCACGGAGCAGCUGAAGUUCUGGAAGCACUGGCACUCCCGGCAGCCCACGGCCAAGCAGAGGGUCAUCGACGUGGCCGACUGCAAGGAGAACUUCAACACGGUGCAGAACAUCGAGGAGCUGGCCUACAACGCCCUGUCCUUCGUGUGGAACAUCCAUGAGGAAGCCAAGGUGUUUAUUGGGGUGAACUGCCUGAGCACGGACUUCUCCUCGCAGAAGGGAGUGAAGGGUGUCCCCCUGAACCUGCAAAUCGACACCUACGACUGCGGCAGUGGCAGCAGCCAGCUGGUGCACCGGGCUGUGUGCCAGAUCAAGAUCUUCUGUGACAAGGGAGCAGAGAGGAAAAUGAGGGAUGAUGAAAGGAAACAGUUCCGAAGGAAAGGAAAAUGCCUGGACUCCAACAACAAUGGUCUGAAAGGCUGUUUGCUCUCUGGCUUCAGAGGGAAUGAGAUCACGUUCCUGCGGCCGGAGAGCGACCUGGAGACGCAGCCGGUGCUGUUCAUCCCCAACGUGCACUUCUCCAACCCGCAGAGGUGUGGCUCGGUGCUCCCUCCUGCUGUUCCCAACUCUGCAAACAGGCUGCCCCUAAAGCGGAGCGGGGCCUCCUUCACCGACGAGUUCGACCCCAUCCCUCCAAAGCAAACCAAGGACGAAGAUCCCCAGAGAGUGCUGCUGUACGUGCGCAGGGAGUCGGAGGAGGUGUUUGAUGCUCUCAUGUUGAAGACCCCGGAUCUCCAGGGCCUCAGGACAGCUAUUUCAGAAAAAUAUGGGCUUCCUGAAGAAAGCAUUUAUAAAGUCUACAAGAAGUGCAAAAGAGGGAUCCUGGUGAACAUGGACAACAACAUCAUCCAGCACUACAGCAACCACAUGGCCUUUCUCCUGGACAUGGUAGAGACAGAGAACAAGUUCCAGAUCAUCCUCAAGGAGCUCUAAAGAGCUGCAGGCAGCACUUCCUGGGACUUCUCUCCAAGCUGGAGACCUGUGUGACCCCACAGAACUCAGCCCGGUGCCCCCUCUUGUUGCCUUGACUUGAACCCCCCAUGGCCCUGGGGCUGGGCCACAGACUGCUGUGACAUCAUCCUGUGAACGUUGAGUUUAUUAUUAUUAUUAUUAUUAUUUUUUAUUUUAUUCCCUUCUGGUGCUGGGCCUGAGCUGCCGUUCCAGAGCUGGGCACACCAAGUGACACUGCCAGGCCUGGGCAGAGAGCAGAGCUGGUGGCCCUGGCAGUGCCUGAUGCCAGCCCACAGACCCUCCAGAGCAUUCCCAGCAGGGCUGAGCCCAGCUCUGAGCUCCUCUCUGGCACAGAGACUCUCCCAGAUGCAGUCACAGCUCCUGUUGAAUGGACACUGCCUGUUGAACACCCUCCCCUGCCACAUCUCUGACUGUAAAUACCACGGAGGCCUCCACAACCCUUGUUUAUACAUUUCUGUAUUGUUCCUUUUGUAUUUUAUAUGUUAUAAAUAUGCAUUGUUUUAUACUGGACUCAGUAUGGUGACACAGAGCAUUUCAAACACAGGCUGCUUCACAUUUCUCCGUGAACUCCUUUUGUAACUGUGUUGUUGGUUGUGUUGUUUUGGAUAUUCCGUAGUAAUAAAGGCUCAAGGACUGAAAAUGAA
Corvus hawaiiensis (hawaiian crow) is the source of this 4698-nucleotide messenger RNA. It is a transcript of the gene GRHL3, whose product is annotated as grainyhead like transcription factor 3. The record is from RefSeq and is a predicted model, not a curated record. Gene Ontology annotation, biological process: regulation of transcription by RNA polymerase II. Bases 2243 to 4015 code for a protein of 590 amino acids. NCBI's taxonomy places the organism in Eukaryota, Metazoa, Chordata, Aves, Passeriformes, Corvidae. Gene Ontology annotation, molecular function: RNA polymerase II cis-regulatory region sequence-specific DNA binding; DNA-binding transcription activator activity, RNA polymerase II-specific. Gene Ontology annotation, cellular component: nucleus. The transcript is spliced from 17 exons.